UACUUGCCCGCUGCCUUCGACCCUCGCCUCUGCUUGGCGAUAGCAGUCCUCGUUGCUCACUGGAGGUCGUCAACACAAUGUCUACCGUCACGGCGACUCCGAGAAGGCUAGCUAGCCAUGACUCCGGCAAUGUGCCCACCACCCCCCAAACGACGCGGGUAGCAACGUCGCACAUCGUUCAAUCCUCUCCGCACUAUCAGACGACCCGGAGACACUCAUUGUAUGGAACCGAAGACAGGAUAGUUAUUGAUCCUGGGUCGCGCCUUUGGAAGGUGGGAUUCAGUGGAGAGGGCAAACCGAGGGACGUCUUCACUGCUGAGGAGCAUGGUUCCUCGCUUUGGACUCUCAACCGUGCCACCAAACCUGCCGAACGGGAAGGCGAGGACAAGAUGCUUGAAGCAAGAUUGCAGGACCGGCUACGCGCCGUGUUCCACGACUCACUCAUGACCGACCCUAAGUCGCGCAAAGUGAUAUUGGUGGAGCAUCCACUGCUACCGCUGCACAUCAAAGACAUCAUUGCUCGAAUACUAUUCGAUAAUCUGCAGGUUCCGUCUAUCUCGUUUGCUUCAAGUCAUCUCCUCUCGCUACUUGCAGCAGGCAGGAUCACAGGUCUUGUCCUCGAUUGUGGCCACCUUGAGUCUACCGUCCUUCCAAUAUUUUCCUCCAGACCAUUGUUUCCUCAUCUGCGAACAACUCCUCUGGCAGGCAUGCGCUUGUCAUCACACAUCCGAGCACUGCUUCUACUGUUUGGCACUUACAUUCCACCGUUGACCUCUCUAAGCGGCGCCGCUAACAUACCUGCCGCUACCCGCUCUAUGCGCGUGCCCGAGGAAGUGCUCACCGGUGCGAUCAUAGAGGAGAUAAAGACGCGCUGUUGUCUGGUCGGCGAGUCCCUGGAUUUCUCUGACGGCGGUGCCGGGCGGGUCAUGUCGCCCUCAGGCGACGACUCGUUCGAACACGACCUUCCCCCUUCCAGCGACCCCGCCUCGAUGUCUGAGUCCGAGUUCUCUCGUGUCUCUGCGUCGGAGAUGGACAGUAACUACGCGGCAUCCUCGGGGUUUUCGGUGGUCUCUCGGUCGCAAGUUCAUCCAGACGGCCCGCGUCCUGGAGAGACGCAUUUGCAGGCCCUUGCGGAGAUGUAUAAGCGGCAUUCUACGGCGACGGACUUGCACAUGCAAGUUGACCCGCCUAAGGACCAGCAAGUAGGCACAGGCAAAGGCACACUCAUCAUACCAGGCUGGAUCAGGGAACGUGGGGCGGAAGUGCUCUUUGAGGGUGGUGACGUCGACGAGAGCAGUAUGGCGGAGGUCAUCCUUGAUUCUCUCUUGAAGGUGCCCGUCGAUCUCCGCAAGACGCUUGCAUCCACCAUCCUGGUCGUUGGAGGCACACCCAUGCUACCAGGGUUCAUCCCUCGUCUCCAAGCGGAGCUCGUCCGCGCAAUAAAUUCGUCCGCGCCAACGUCUACCCGCCCUCCAAGCCGCCCUGGGCGACCCCGACCCGAUCCAUACGACCGCUAUGCCCCGCUCCGUCCACUGCUCCCGUACUUCGCUAUCUUGAACAAUCCAUCUCCGCCACCGCCGACGUCCACGAGUUUCGUCACGAACGCUGGCAGGGCGCCUGCCUUUACACCAGCUACGAUGGCAUGGGUCGGAGGAUCCCUGGCCGGGGCUCUGAAGACUGGUGGUGUCGAGGUGGCGAGAGAGCGAUGGGACGAGGCGGACGUCCAACCGGAAGGCGAAGAUGACGGUAUGGAGGGCAUCGUCGAUACCUCACGGUCACCGAGGAAUGUCCUGCCGGACUGGACACGCACACCGCUCCCAGUCGGCGCGCCCCCGGCUCCUCGACCACAGCCUGCGCCUACGAUAAUCACCCUUCAGACGGAAGUUGGUGCAUGAUGCUCUUUCCUAUGGAGAUACGGUAUGGCUUGUUGUAUGUGAUGUGCUCUUACGCUGAUUUGUGAAAGCGUUUAUGGUGUCUGGCGUUCAUUCGUCCAUUCGUACGUGAUGGCAUUCUAGGGAGUGGCCCUCACGUACUGGGGGCCUUGGUAUUAGCACUUUGCAUCACAUUGCACUGUUGCUUGUGCACAAUAAGCAGUGUACAUGCGUCU
Molecule: messenger RNA, 2107 nt
Organism: Fomitopsis serialis
Lineage: Eukaryota; Fungi; Basidiomycota; Agaricomycetes; Polyporales; Fomitopsidaceae
Product: actin-domain-containing protein
Exons: 6
Coding region: 78-1895 (605 amino acids)
Biological process (GO): microtubule-based movement
Source: RefSeq, a predicted model, not a curated record